UUUAUUAAGAGUUUAAUUUGAAGUUAAUUUGGCCUAAUCAUAUAGUAAUUUAUGAUUAUUCAAUUAUAGGUUUGCAUUUAAUACCAUCAGAAGAAGAUCGUGUUGAUAAUCAUCUAACUUGAUAAUGUGUAAAAGUUGUUCUUUAAAUAUAAGGAAAUGGACCGCCAAAAAUAGGGGCAAAAGAAUUAUCAAUUAUAGAAAAGAAGAAGUUAUGAGAGUAUCUAAUGAAAUGGCCCUGAUGGAUGCAAGAGUUCUUCCCACUCCAACAAUUCAUUAUCGCCCGUCAUCAAGAGAGAAUCGUGUCCGACCUAUAGAUGGAACUUGGAACUUACGUGAUUAGUCGCACAUACGAGCACACGAAAAUCAAAAUGAAUUAUGUCAAAAAAUGUAACAAAGAUGAAGAAUUUAAUAUGAAAAUUGAUGCGAUUGAUUACGGUAUAAGUGAGGAUGCUGAGAAAAUUGACGAUAUAAAAAAUUUAAUCAUGAUAGUGAUGAGGAAUA
This is a messenger RNA of Rhizophagus irregularis DAOM 181602=DAOM 197198, 501 nucleotides long. The record is from RefSeq and is a predicted model, not a curated record. Lineage: Eukaryota; Fungi; Glomeromycota; Glomeromycetes; Glomerales; Glomeraceae.